ACAACGCUGAUCAUGAAAAAUGUUGCAUGGAAACACUCAGCAACAUUUUGCAAAAUGUUCCGGAAGAAGACGCUGUUAGAACACUCGAAAUCCUACAAGAAACUUUGGAUGAAACGGAGGUGACAGAAACUACAACCAUCAUCACGGACAACAGUGUGGCUUUACUUUACAAACCCACCGAUGACUUCAAAGGUCUUGAAAUCUUUGCCACUGACAAUGAGAUAAGUUUAGGUCCAGGUGUGAACAAAAGCAUAAUGAAAGUUCACCUGCCAAGUAAGCUGAAUCUUGGGAGGGAUGACAUAAUUAGUUUCUUCAUGAUUCAGCUACCGAGCAAGAUUGCUUUGGAAAACUCAGACAAACUGAUUCGUCGCAGGAUCAUUUCCCUGAGUGUGCGUAACAAGAGAACUUCAGGACUUCCUGACCAGGAUCGGGUCAAAAUCACCAUAAAUAUUGCCACAAAGAUCAAUGAAACUCUCAAGCCCCAAUGUGUUUUCCUAAACACCAGAACAAACCAUUUCAGUACCAGUGGCUGUAAGACAUAUUGGGAUGAUGAUGACGUCACCUGUUCCUGUAAUCAUCUCACAUACUUUGGUGUGCUGAUGGGGUCUGCAGACCUCUCGCCUAAAGACCAGGAGAUUAUGUCCUACAUAACCAUCAUUGGCUGUAGUAUUUCUCUUACUGCCCUGGCCAUUGCUGUUUUGCUCUUUAUCACAAACAGAGAGGUCCGAGGGGAUGAUUCCAAGAAGAUCCACAUCAGCCUGGCAGUCGCUCUGAUCCUCCUAAACGUUCACUUCCUCCCUAACCAGGCGGUGGCAGCAACAUCAUCCCCUGGUCUCUGUCUUUAUGUAGCUGUUGUUCUUCACUACUCUCUGUUGGCCUCGUUCACCUGGAUGGCCUUGGAGGGCUUCCACCUCUAUCUCCUCCUGUUUAAAGUCUUCAACAUCUAUGUGAAGAGAUACCUGUUGAAGCUCAGUGUGGUGGGGUGGGGUCUUCCGGCUCUCAUUGUGUCGGUGGUGGUGAUCGUUGACAAAAACCUGUAUGGUUAUACCCCUCUGAUCUCUUCUGGACCCAAUGAACUCGCAGUGUAA
Cyprinodon tularosa is the source of this 1088-nucleotide messenger RNA. Its product is annotated as adhesion G-protein coupled receptor G1-like. Gene Ontology annotation, cellular component: membrane. Gene Ontology annotation, biological process: adenylate cyclase-activating G protein-coupled receptor signaling pathway; cell surface receptor signaling pathway. Lineage: Eukaryota; Metazoa; Chordata; Actinopteri; Cyprinodontiformes; Cyprinodontidae. Gene Ontology annotation, molecular function: G protein-coupled receptor activity. The transcript is spliced from 9 exons. The record is from RefSeq and is a predicted model, not a curated record. Bases 27 to 1088 code for a protein of 353 amino acids.